This is a messenger RNA of Aptenodytes forsteri (emperor penguin), 483 nucleotides long. RefSeq names its product heat shock protein beta-7-like. The transcript has 3 exons. NCBI's taxonomy places the organism in Eukaryota, Metazoa, Chordata, Aves, Sphenisciformes, Spheniscidae. Bases 1 to 483 code for a protein of 160 amino acids. The record is from RefSeq and is a predicted model, not a curated record.
AUGGCCUCGCUCGGCUCAGCCUCUGCGUACCGUGCCGAACGCAUCGGCGCCUAUGGCCAGGGGCAUGGCGAGCCCCGCUUCCAGGGCGAUCGGCGGCACGGCCCCUUUGGGGCACGGGCACAUGAGGCCUUCGGGUACCCAGGGUCCCCAGGCGCCAUGUGCCCCUGCAGCCUGGGCACCUGGGUGCGUGCCCAGGGUGACACCUACCAGGUGGUGGCUGACGUCAGCCAGUUCGAGCCCCCCGACAUCGUGGUGACCACCUCCAACUGCCACGUCGCCAUCCAGGCCGAGAAGGUGGCCGAGGAUGGCACCGUCUGCGACACCUUCACCCACAAGUGUCGGCUGCCCGAGGACACGGACCCACUGUCAGUGAGCUGCGCCCUCACCGAGGCUGGCACGCUGGUCAUCACCGCCCGACGCCGUGCCGGCACCCGCCCUGGAGAGCCUCCGCAGCCGCUGUACCGCAGCGAGGCCACGCUGUGA